Messenger RNA from Drosophila ficusphila, 981 nucleotides. RefSeq names its product pre-mRNA-splicing factor Syf2. NCBI's taxonomy places the organism in Eukaryota, Metazoa, Arthropoda, Insecta, Diptera, Drosophilidae. The transcript has a single exon. Bases 94 to 774 code for a protein of 226 amino acids. Gene Ontology annotation, cellular component: Prp19 complex; catalytic step 2 spliceosome; post-mRNA release spliceosomal complex. The record is from RefSeq and is a predicted model, not a curated record.
UACAAUAAUCGUACUUGAAAAAAAACAAAAGAAGUUAAACAACGUAAACUCACAAUUUUCACAAAGAAAAAUAUAAUUUUAAGCAAAUACAAAAUGGAAACGACUAAAACAGCUGCGCAAAAGCUGGCGGAGCGCAAGGCACGUCUGCUGGAUCUGCACAAAAAACGACAGGAAGCGCGUACAGAUAACCACCAGGAAGUUGUUGCAGAGGACGCACGCAAGAAGCUCCCAAAGAACUGGGAGGCUCGCAAGCGGCAGGCGGAAUGGAUACUUGCCGACGACAAGGCGCGAUCGGAGGCACAAGCAGCUGGCAAAGAUUACGAGCGUCUCAAGCUUCUUGAGGUCUCUGCUGUGGAUGCGGAUCGCAUAGAGAAAAAGAAAAAGCGCAAGGACAAUCCGGAUUUGGGUUUCUCCACUUAUGAAGCACAAACAGCACGACAGUACAACAGAUUGGUGAAGAGCAUGCCUGCUCGUGAUAUGGAAAAGUAUGAGCGGCAAAAGGAGGAGCUCGGCGAUGCCUUUUACGGCGGUGCGCACACAACUUUGCACUCUAGGACGAAGGACACACCCGGCGCUAUUAACAAUAUGGUGCAGGAUCUGGAGCAGCAGAUCGAACGACGCAAGAAGUACUCCCGCAGGCGAAUCUACAACGAUGACGCAGAUGUGGACUUUAUCAACGAGAGGAAUUCCAAGUUCAACAAAAAGCUGGACCGAUUCUACAGCGAGCACACGGCAGAGAUCAAACAGAAUCUGGAACGCGGAACAGCCAUCUAAACUUAGUUAUUUAUUAUAUAUCCUAAGUAUAACCGAUGUGUACCUAAUUUACUUUGCCCACAUACAUUUUUGUAUAUUAAGAGAUUGCUUCACUUCAAAGACCAAUUAGACCAAUUUCGUAACUUGUUUCUCAACAGCUAAACAUUUUUUACUUUCAAUCUUUCAGAAAUUUCUGUUAUUAAAUAUCAAGCAAAUCUUAUUUCAAAA